AUGAGACGGUUCCUGAUCAGAGUGCCGGCGCUGCUGGCGAACAUUGGUCCCGGGUUUGACGUGUUAGGGGUGGGGCUCAAUCUCUACCUCGACAUCGACGUCACCAUCGAUCCCAGCGUUGACACUCUGAGCGAUGCCUACGGCGCCGUGUUGAAGUAUGAAGGGUCGUUGGCAGAAAAAGUGCCGUUGGCCCUGGACAAGAACUUGGUCACCCAGUGUGCGUUGUACGUGUUGAGAGCCAACGGGAUCGACCGCUUCGAGCCCGGUACCGUGAUCAAAGUGACCAACCCGGUGCCGCUUUCUCGCGGGCUCGGGUCGCUGGCCCUGGCGAUCGUCGGCGGGAUAAUGUUGGGAAAUGAGCUUGGCCAGUUGGGUAUGGACAAGCAGAGAUUGAUGGACUAUGCGUUGAUGAUUGAAAGACACCCGGAUAACAUUGCUGCCGCCAUGUUGGGGGGUUUUGUUGGUCUGUACCUUAGCCAGCUUAGUCCCGAGGAAAUGGAAGCGAAACUGGUCCCCUUGGAAUACAUUUUGCCUAAAGCUGAUACUCCCACUGAUAAAAUCGUUCGCCAGCCGCCUCCGCAAAAGAUUGGUGAAUACCUCAAAUACCCGUGGAACCCGAAGAUUAAGGCCGUGUGUAUCGUCCCCAACUUCGAAGUGUCCACCGACGACCUGAGAGCAGUGCUCCCAGAGCUGUACACCCGUCCGGAUAUCAUUUUCAACCUCCAGCGGCUCGCGGUGUUGACGACGGCGUUGUGCCAGGAACCCGUCAACCACGACCUCAUCUACGAGGCGAUGAAGGAUAAGAUCCACCAGCCGUACCGGCUGACGCUUAUCCCCGGGCUCACGGAAGUGUUACAGACGGUUACUCCCGAACUGAACCCCGGAUUGUGUGGUAUCUGUCUUCUGGGUGCGGGGCCCACCAUCUUGUGUCUCGCCACUGAAGGGUUCGACGACAUCGCUGCUAAGGUGAUGGACCACUUUAAGAAGGCCGGUGUCGAGUGUGAAUAUAAGUUGUUGGAGGUGGCCCACAACGGCGCCGUCGUCGAACACAAAUAG
This is a messenger RNA of Diutina rugosa, 1056 nucleotides long. RefSeq names its product homoserine kinase (gene THR1). Bases 1 to 1056 code for a protein of 351 amino acids. The record is from RefSeq and is a predicted model, not a curated record. Gene Ontology annotation, molecular function: homoserine kinase activity; ATP binding. Gene Ontology annotation, biological process: L-threonine metabolic process. The transcript has a single exon. Lineage: Eukaryota; Fungi; Ascomycota; Pichiomycetes; Serinales; Debaryomycetaceae.